AUGCUGAAAGAUCCAAACAUCCUUGCAAAGCUCAAAAGGUAUAAUGAUGUUAGUAUAGAAAUAGACAACCGUGCAAGAGCAUUGGACUCAUUGAUGAGUAAGUUGAAUUUAGACAUAAUUGAUGAGUUCAAGUCGUAUAUUGAGCCAAAGAAAGGCAUUGACAAACUUUUGAUGUUUUACAACAUGUUUAUGCAAUCUAAAGCAGUGAUCAAUCAAGAGAAAAGCAGCCUAGAAGAGCAGUUUGGGGGAAUGAACAAUGCUUCGUUUACAUGCAAGCUUGAAACGCUUAAAGAAAAUGAUGUGAUGGGAUCAAUACAGAGGCUGAUGGAUGUACGCCAAAACCUGGUGGAAUACAAUGGAGUUAUAGUAGUGGAAGUGGAAGUGAUUAGUUUGGAUGAAAUCAUUAAGGGAGCUAUUGGUGUAGUUGAGGAAUCGUUUUUUGCUUCUCUUUCAAAGAUCCCAAAGCUGGAACCUGAAAUACAAGAAUUUGCGGUAUUUCUGCUUGCACAUGUCGAUAGAAAACGGACUAUAAGCAGGUAUACAGACAUGAUGUACUCGAAGUUUGGUUUUGAUGGUGUUGGAUCAGACAACAAUAUGCUAUUAGAACGAACAAGUAGGUUGAGCCAUACACUAUUGGAGAUUGCAGACAUCAACGACAGUGUAAUUGGAAAAGAGCAUCCGGAGGUAACGAUUGGAUUGCAGAAGAUGCUUGUGAUUGGAUUGAGAAGAGAGAUUAUAGACAACCUGAUGAGGAUGGAGAAGGAAGAAGGGAUAAGUAGCAUUCCGUUUCUUGUGGAGUUGAAUUCGAAACUCAGGCACUCUGGAAACAGAAGGACUAGAGCAAUGGAAGAACUUUUUGUGUUUAAGGAUAGAAUAAAUCAGGUUAUCUGUAAUUGCAUGUCUAGGUAUUUUGAAGACCUGGAUAUGGUAAUGAAUGCAAACAGUAAGUGUGAUGCAGAAAGUUUGUGUGUGGACAUGAGAAGUAUAUUGGAUUCUUUUUAUGACCAUAAGGACAUACUAGAAGUGUUUGUGAAAACAUAUGGAAUGAGUUUUGGGCUUACAGAGCCACAGGACAUGUUCCAGGUAUUCAGUGGAAAAUCUAUGGAGAAGAUUCUACUUCUUGCUGAGACACUGAAAGGAAUAUCUAAGAGUGUGUAUGUGCUGAACAAUGCACAUGUAUUUGAUGGACACCUGAAGCAUGUUGACAAUAUUUCAAUAGAACAGAUAGUCAGCAUCAACAUCGAUGACAUUGUAAAUGUGUGGAAGCAUGAACUUGAAAAAAGAAGUGAAGAAGACAUAACAGUAUUUCUUGAUAAGAACAUUGAGAGUCAAAACAGGCACUUUGUACCUGAAGCAUACAGAACAAAUAUUGUGGAGCAAAUAGAUACCAUAGUUAAUAAAGCACUGAGCACAAAGAAAUACAUGGGAAACACCACAAAAUUGUAUCAUCAAAUCAAAAAACUAUAUUCACAACCUCAUACAUAA
Molecule: messenger RNA, 1485 nt
Organism: Ordospora colligata OC4
Lineage: Eukaryota; Fungi; Microsporidia; Ordosporidae
Exons: 1
Coding region: 1-1485 (494 amino acids)
Source: RefSeq, a predicted model, not a curated record